AGGGAGGACGAAGUGGAACAAGAAGUAAACGAAAAUAAAUUCCGCCGUGAGGAUCAACGGCCGUCGAUUCGACCACCAGCACCACCACCGCCACCGUCUUCACCUUCGAUGUCUCCAACGCUAACCCUAAGGAUCCUGUAUUCGUUUGCCUCCGGUUUCUAUAUGUUGUGAUUCAUCAAUCGUCAGUAGCUUUAUAACACAAAUAUUAUAUAAUUUCACCGCGAAUUACCGUUGCAAUUAUUUGAGAUUCGCAUUCCUGGUGCUAGAUCUGGUCGAUCAAAUGGAUGAAUUUGGUAUGUUAGCGAAAGAUUUUGGGUUUCGGCCUCAAGGAAAAUCUGCUCCGAUGAGAUCGGGUAGUGGAGAUCGCCGAGGACGACCUACAACGUCGUCAUCAACAUUCGCUGCUGAAGAGAAUGAUAUGUUUAACGGCGUAUUUGGUGGUCCUCCUAAAUAUACCAACAACAACUCGAAAUCAUCGUCUUCGAUGUCUGAUUUUGAUUACGAUUCGAUUUUCAAGGACCCAGGAUCGGCGAAGAAUAAUGAAUCUCAAACCAAACAUACGUCUUCGAAUUCGCUGGUUUAUGACAAGCCGCUUUAUGACGACGACAUUUUUGAUGGAUUGCCAGGGGUAAAGAGCAAACCAGUAUCUUCUCCUGCCGCAGCGAGAUACGAUGAUAACGUUUUCGUAUCUAUGACUACUUCGUCGCCCAAACAGAGUCCACAGAGUGAUCAAUUUGAUGAUCUUCUUGGUAAUUUAGGACGAACAGAGAAGGCUGAAUCGACCAGGCAUCAUAGUGAUAAGAAUCCAAGAGGUUUGGACGAUUUGAUUCCUGGCUUUGGAAGCAGCAGUGCUGCAUCAAGUAACAGAUCGAGUUCAAAACCAUCCCCCAAAUCAACUGGCAAAACAAAGGAAAAAUCUAAUGCAAUAGAUGACCCAUUUGUGGUUCUAGAGUCUAUGACAAGCCCUGUUACUUCAUCCCAGGGCCAUUAUACUGAUCCAUUGGAAGACACAAAAAUUGGUAAAUCCAGGAGCACAAAGGCUGGAGAAUCAGUGAGUGGGAAUGUGUUUGGUGACAUGGACUCCCUUAAUGGUUUCAAAAAACCUGCACCUGCAUUUGCGAAGGGGAUAAAUAACAGGGGAAAGGGUCACAUCCCUUCGGAUGAAGGAUCCAGUAUGGGCAGUGCACGAAGUUCUGUUAGUAGAGAGCCAAUAGAGGAAUCUUCCUUUGGAUAUUCUGAGAAUCAACCACAGAAGAUGCCUUUUGAUGAUCUUCAAGAAUCUCAUCAAACAGUCUUUGACAUGCCAACUGUUUCUAGAAAGUCUCAUAGAUCUUUUGAUCAGACUACUUCUCCAGCUUCCUAUAGUGAGACAAGUUCACAGGUGGGCACAUCUCCCAAUUCAGAAGAGCAUGUGCAGCAUGCCGAUGACAUAUGGCUCACUGUGUCAGAGGUCCCUCUGUUCACACCAGUUACUAGAGCCCCACCACCUUCAAGACCCCCUCCUCCAAUACCAAGGCAUGCUUCAAAGUCUGAUAGAGGUUCAUUUGCUUCACGUACCAGAAUAUUUGGUAAUGAUUUAUCUUCUUCAUCAAAUUCCGCUAAAUACUCCCAAAAUGUUAGGCCCUUCCGGUCUUCGACCAAGAGUCAUGUAUCUUCACAAUUAGAUGAUCUUGAGAAUUUUGCCAUGGGUAGGAUGCCGAAUAACAGUGAUGGCAUUUCUGAUGCCCAAUCAGGUGAAGAGAUGGACUCAGAUUCAGCUUCUGCUGCAAUGAAGGAGGCUAUGGACAGAGCUGAGGCUAAAUUUAAGCAUGCUAAGGAAGUAAGAGAAAGAAAACAUGGAAAUGCUUCUAGAAAUAGAGAAUAUGUGCAGGUAGAGACGGAUGAACAGACUAUGGAUGAAGAGAUAACACGGGGGAGGCUAGAUCGUGAGCGGCAAGAGAGAGAGAGGGAAGAGGAAGAGAGAGAGCAAAGGAGACGUGAGAAAGAGAGGAUUAGGGAAAUUGAAAGGGAGAAAGCCAGACAAGCUGUAGAAAGGGCUACCAGGGAAGCUCGCGAAAGAGCAGCUUCUGAAGCUCGCUUAAAGGCUGAGAGGGCUGCUGUUCAGAGAGCACAAGCUGAGGCUCGUGAAAGAGCAGCUAUUGAGGCUAGGGAAAGAGCAGAAAGGGGUGCCGCAGAAGCCAAGGAAAGGGCUGCCGCAGAAGCCAAGGAAAGGGCUUCAGCUGAAAAGGCUGCUACAGAGUCCAGGGAGAAAGAAGCACGGGAGAAAGCUGCUGUAGCGAGGGCUGAAGCAGAAGCAAGACGUAGAGCAGAGCGUGCUGCUGUAGAAAGGGUCACUGCUGAGGCCAGAGAGAGAGCCGCUGCAGAAGCUCGAGAGAGAGCUGCUGCUGCUGCUGCCACCAAGAUGAACCGACAAAAGAAUGAUAAUGACCUCGAUUCCUUCUUUAGCAUGGGUUCUCGACCAACCAGUGUGCCACAAUCAAGGGCAGCUUCUUCUGACUCUGCAACUGAUCCACUAUCCCAGAACAGACGAGGACCCGAUACUGGAACAUCUUCCAAUGUGAGGAAAGCAUCUCCCCCUACCAAUUUCGUUGACGAUCUAAGCUCAAUUUUUGGAGCUGCUACGCCAGCUGGAGAAUUCCAGGAUGUUGAGGGGGAAACAGAGGAAAGGCGAAGAGCUAGGCUGGAAAGACAACAACGCACUCAGGAGCGCGCAGCUAAAGCGCUGGCUGAAAAGAAUCAGCGGGAUAUGCAAUCUCAGAGGGAACAGGAAGAAAGACAAAGGAUUUCUGCAACUUUAGAUAUCGAAAUCAAGCGUUGGGCUGCAGGGAAAGAAGGAAAUUUGCGAGCGAUGCUAUCAACGUUACAAUAUGUUCUUUGGCCUGAAUGCGGUUGGCAGCCUGUUUCAUUGACGGAUUUAAUCACUGGUGCUAGCGUGAAAAAAGCAUACAGAAAGGCUACUCUGUGUAUCCAUCCAGAUAAAGUGCAACAGAAAGGAGCUAAUCUUCAACAGAAAUACGUCGCCGAGAAGGUUUUUGACCUUCUUAAGGAAGCUUGGAACAAGUUCAAUUCAGAGGAGCUUUUUUAAUCCUGCAAUGAUUCUUGAAAGAACAACUCUUUUUUUCUCAACAAAGAUACAAAUACACACGUUGCCGUAUUUUGUUGAGCAAAGCGUAACGCAGAUUUCUUCACAGAGACGGUGAUUACAGCAAGCGUUUGUACUGCUCUUUGUAUCUCGCUGUAUAUGUUGCAUAUCUUCGUAUCCGAAAGGUGAUGUGGUCUUUUUCGUCUAUUAUUGGGUUAUCUUUUUUGAGUGAAAUGAAGAAGUGUAAUUUUUGAGAUAAAAACUUCCAGGUAAAUUUUUUCUUGGAUUUUUCAGUUUUUGUUUUUCCAAUCUAAUUGUAUAAUUCUUUAUUUACUCUUAAUCCUAUUC
Messenger RNA from Cynara cardunculus var. scolymus (artichoke), 3430 nucleotides. Its product is annotated as auxilin-related protein 1-like. NCBI's taxonomy places the organism in Eukaryota, Viridiplantae, Streptophyta, Magnoliopsida, Asterales, Asteraceae. Gene Ontology annotation, molecular function: clathrin binding. The coding region runs from base 281 to 3085 and encodes 934 amino acids. The transcript is spliced from 8 exons. Gene Ontology annotation, cellular component: vesicle; cytoplasm; intracellular membrane-bounded organelle. The record is from RefSeq and is a predicted model, not a curated record. Gene Ontology annotation, biological process: clathrin coat disassembly; clathrin-dependent endocytosis.